CGGGCUAAGGAAUAGUGCUGUGAGGGCAGGGGGCGUUGGUGGUGGUGGUGGUGACGCUAGGGAGGCAGGGAUUGGUGUUACAUUGCUUUGGUGGGCACUGGUCAGUCUUGCCACACACUCUCCUAAUAGUGAUCAGUGCAUAUUCCUGGCGGUGGUGGUGGUGUGAUUACAUUGUUUUGGCAGGGGCGCUGGGGAAGGAGGGAUUGGUGUUACAUUGUUUUAGUCAGCACUGGCCAGUCUUGCCACACACUCUCUUAAUAGCGAUCAGUGUUUGCAUAUUCCCGGCAGCUUCUUCCUCCAUCAAGCAGCACCAGAGACACAGCUACUUAAGGUCCCAUUCUCGUUUGUCCUGGAGUGGCGGCGACAGACGACACAAGGCGCCGCUAUUGUUUUUAUACAAACAGCUGGUGCGCGCGCGCACACACGCACGCACCGCAUGGAGGUAGGGGAGGAAUGUAACUGCCUUAGACAUCAAGUAUCUGCCAAAUAUCACUGUUUGAAGGACCACAGCUGAGAUGGAGGACGAGGAAGACGAGGAGGUGGUGUUUGAGGGCAGUGCGAUCCACCAGCACCUCCUGGAUGUUGGCUACACUGACUUUGAGCAGAGCACGUACACACCACCGCCCUGCCCAGAGGAGGCACCCGAUGGCGGCUCCUCAGACUCUCAGGCCAGGAGUGGGUGGCUGGAGGCAGGACGUGGCUGGUGCACAAGGCUCCCACUUCGCCUGUUUGGAGUGGCACCAGCUGUACAGUCUUAUGUGUACAUGACAGUAGCUAGGGCAGUGUCCAGGAGCAGGCUGGUGAAUGAGGAUGACUGGCUGGUCCUGGAGCACUUCCUUCCCAGGGGUGAGGAACUGCAGGCCUCAGCCAACACUGACCUCCCUUGGCCCACUGCGGUCUUGAAGUGCAGAGAUGUAGCAGUGAUGGUUGUGUGCCUUUUGCUGCUGUGGAUUGGAACUGAGGAUCUGUAUUUCCAGCUCAGCCUUCUUGUUGUUGCUCUGACUACCUGUGGCUUGUACUGCAUGUAUUGGCUGCAGAAGAUGGCAAGUUUGGAACAGUUUAUAUCAAGCUUGAAGGAAAUGAACAACCUCACCUCCAAGACUGUGCGCUUGCUGCAGGAGAUGGACCUAAUAGGCAAGGGUUUUGUGCUGGCUCAGGGACCAGGAGCACCCAUGGCCUCACUGUAUGAGGAGUCCCCACAUAUGUCCUGCCUGAGUGAGGCUCUCCUGUGCACUGUGACGGCAGCAGCCAAAGUCCUCGUCUCAGCUCACACUGCCCUGGAGCCGGGCGUCCCGCACUACCCAGUCAUCAGACACCUCUUUGAUGAGCCGCCCAGCCUGGAACAAAACUGUACACUCACUCAACAAUUGCAGUAUAUGAAGAGUCGAGUCACUGUGAUAAAGCUUCAGACCUCUGCCGUGCUGACUGAGUUGCUGCUGUGGCUGCACGGAUCAGAGGGAGAUUUUAAAUAUAGGACAGUUGUUGAUUUUAUAGCCACGUCUUAUAAGAAGGAUGCAUUCAUAGAAAAAAUGCAAUCCCUCAAGAAGCAAUAUGAAUACAACAAGUGCUUUUGGUUAAUGGAAAGACCAACAGUGAAUGCUUCACCAAGUAUUGAAGAGAAGAAGAAAAAUGUGUAUGUGGCUGUGCACAGUUUGGGUUUGCAUCUACAGGCUGCCCUGGCAAGAGUGCAGAGUCUUGAAUCAGACUAUGAAAGAGAAAAUGACACAUCAGGACUGUGUGAACCAGAGUCCCUUGAAGCGUUUCCUUCCUACGAACACUUCAAGGCACAGCUGAAUGCUCUCAGGCUGGAACUGGAUUCUUGCCAGGGCUGCAUAGAGGAGGCAGAGGUCAGAGCUGCUAGGAAGUAUGGAGCUGCCAGUGAGAGUAAUGAGCAGAAGGCAAGUGUUCAGUAUACAGCUAGUGAGGAUGAACAAGUUGAGCAGGUCACCGCAGCAAAGCCGCCUGCCAUACUGCUGUACGACCAGCAGAUAGCGCCUGCCGAGGAUGAAGUGUUUGAGGCUGACGUGAACGACAGGCUGUCGGAUGAGGAGGCCAGUGUGCUGGACGACGACACGUGGUGUACAGACGCCAGGAAGGAGAAACAGAUGCUUCGGCAGCAGAAGGAACAAGGAAAGAGAGUCCUGAGGGAGCUACAGCCGAUCCUGGUCAGCCGGCGCAAGAUGUGGGAGGAAAGGGAGAAGGUUGCCUUGGAGAAGCUGCGCACUAGACCAGUGGAGCAGAACAUUGUGAAGGUUAUAGAGAAGGAGGAUGGGACCCAAAGGAAGGAGAGUGCAGAUGAUCAAACUGACAUUGCACCUGUAAACACUGAGGAGCUUAACACUGCAGCACUGAGAGGGGUUGGGCCACAAGUACCCAUCCAGGCCAGUGAGAUUGGUGUGGAGGAUGAGGUGGACAGUGACGAGGAGAGGCUCGCAGCGUACAAGAAAAUAAGACAAGAACUGGAUGAAGAUGAAGAAGAGAGAAUAGUGAAUGAAGUAAGACUGAAAGCAGCAGCAUUACAUUCAUAUUCAGGUGAAGGUGAGAGACCUUUCCUGAGCAGCUUGCGCAAAAGGAAAAACAUGAUCGGUGACUGCGGGGACUCUGAUUCUGGGGAAGAGACUGUGAGUGUCCCGAGACAGAGACCUCCUGUAGAUUUUUGUUGGGGUGAUGAUGAGAGGGAAAGAGACUCAUCGUGUGAAGAAAUGAACAAAGUAGAGGAAGAAACCUUCACCCACAAUGAGAACAUGAAGGACGACGAAUCACGGCAAAUUGACUGGACCACCUUUGCCCUACCCACCCACCACACUGCCUCCCUGGAUGACCGCCUAAACCUGUACUCUGGGAGUUCCUGCCUCGGCUUCCAGGCAGAGGUGGCAGCCCAGGCAAGUGCAGCCUCCAAGAAUUUCUGGAUGGCAUCAAAGAAGCUGGAGGAAACCUUUGGUGGGACCGGUGAGGGAGAGGUGUUCGGCGACAGCAGUGAAGACGAAACGGACAAAGAUACUGAUGAUGAAAAGUGAAAGGUUGUUUUGGUAACCUAUUAUAAUCAGUGCGAGUCAGUAAAGCACAGCCAAUACUUCUUGGGUAGCAGUGCUGAGGAUCCAAUACUUCUUGGGUAGCAGUGCUGAGGAUCAUUGGUAUCAUUGCCAAAACCUUUGUAACCUGUCAACUGUGCUUGUGCUCUUGGAAGAAUAUUUGCCAUAGUCUCUCACUCCAGUACACUUCACCUGCCUGUGUGAUGCCCAGACCUCAAGAACUCGCCCAGCCUCCCCUCCUUCACUGUACUGAGAAGUAGACAUCCAUAUGAGAUCAAGAAGGACCAGCAGAGGGAUGAGUUUUUCCACAGAGAUCAAAAGAAGGACCAGCAGAGGGAUGAGUUGGACCAGCUAAGGGACAAGUCUUGUCUGCACCACAGCCAGAUCACCACUACCCACUUGUAAAAAAUGGCUCCACCCUGUGUAAAGACGGUGUUGGGGAGGGGUACAGGAAAGAUGGUUUCCUCCCCCUGGAGGGGUACAGGAAAGAUGGUUUCCUCCCCCUGUCUGCUGGUGUUGGGGAGGGGUACAGGAAAGAUGGUUUCCUCCCCCUGUCCAGGAGUGGGAUAAUGUAAGCUGCUUCCUACUUUUUUUUUAUUGAAGGACCGGUGCUAUAGUGUUGUAAAAUCACUUCCAUACGAACCUGUGGUGCUUCUGGGAUAUGUUGUGUGAAGGGGGUUGCUGUGGGGCAAAUGGUAGUAAAACUACUAUCUUUUUGGUAGGGGAGGGCACUAGAGCUGUGGAAUCCGUCUAUACAAUCUUGUGGGGGCGGGGGGAAAGGCAGUCUGAUAACCUUUGUUUUGGGCGCGGGUGGUGGGGGCAGUGUGAUAUAGUUGGGAGCGGUUGUAUAGUAGACAUUACAAAAGCCAAAUGCUGGGCUGGGGACUCGAGGGGGAAGGGGCAUGUGUAGGUAACUCGUGGUGGUGGUGUCUGUGCCACCCGACUUUGGACCUGGCAUUGGUGUUUCAUAGGGUCCUAAUAUUCUCCGUACUAUAAGAGCUUCCACUGCCCAAAACUUUACUGUCGUAAUGCACAAGGGAGGAAAAUAAAACCCGUACUGUAGUGAAACUAAAACGUAAGUAAGCAUUUCGAAGUGUUCUUUUAGAAUGUACGUUAUUACCAGCUUUUUAUAUAGUAUUUAUACACUACAAAUAAAA
Molecule: messenger RNA, 4189 nt
Organism: Scylla paramamosain (green mud crab)
Lineage: Eukaryota; Metazoa; Arthropoda; Malacostraca; Decapoda; Portunidae
Product: vezatin-like
Exons: 12
Coding region: 516-3017 (833 amino acids)
Biological process (GO): cell-cell adhesion
Cellular component (GO): plasma membrane
Molecular function (GO): myosin binding
Source: RefSeq, a predicted model, not a curated record